Prinia subflava (tawny-flanked prinia) is the source of this 2147-nucleotide messenger RNA. RefSeq names its product isoprenylcysteine carboxyl methyltransferase (gene ICMT). The record is from RefSeq and is a predicted model, not a curated record. Gene Ontology annotation, molecular function: protein C-terminal S-isoprenylcysteine carboxyl O-methyltransferase activity. The coding region runs from base 49 to 930 and encodes 293 amino acids. NCBI's taxonomy places the organism in Eukaryota, Metazoa, Chordata, Aves, Passeriformes, Cisticolidae. Gene Ontology annotation, biological process: C-terminal protein methylation. Gene Ontology annotation, cellular component: membrane; endoplasmic reticulum. The transcript is spliced from 5 exons.
CGAGAGCGGCGAGGCCGUUUCCCGGGCGACGCGGGCGGGGCCGCCAUCAUGGCGGCGGCGGUGGCGCGGAGGGGGCGGCUGGGUCAGGAGGGCCGCGCCAGCCUUUGCUCCUUCCUGCUCGGUGCUUCGGUGGCGGCCCUGCCGCUGCUACUCGGCUCGUCGCCCUCCCUGCUGGCCGCUCCCGGCCUGCGCGGCCGCUUGGCUCUCGCCCUGCACGUGGCGGGCGUGAACGCGGCGCUGCUGCUCAUCUAUUCGCGGCCGCUGUACAAGAUCGCCGUCCGGGCCUGUUUCUUGGGCUUCGCCUUCGGCUGCGGGCUGCUGCUGAGCACCGGCCGCUCCGCCUGGCGCCACUUCGGAUGGUACAUGUGCUCCCUCUCCCUUUUUCACUACUCGGAGUAUCUGGUGACAGCCAUCAACAACCCACGCAGCCUCUCGCUGGACUCCUUUCUACUCAACCACAGCUUCGAGUACAACCUGGCUGCCCUGUCCUCGUGGGUGGAGUUCACGCUGGAGAAGCUCUUCUUCCCAGAGCUGAAGCAGAUCACCUGGCUGAGCACCGUGGGGCUGCUGAUGGUGAUCUUCGGGGACUGCCUGAGGAAGGCAGCCAUGCUUACAGCCGGCUCCAACUUCAACCACAUCGUUCAGAACGAGAAAUCUGACACCCACACUUUGGUGACAGGCGGGGUGUACGGGUGGUUCCGGCACCCGUCCUACGUGGGAUGGUUUUACUGGAGUAUUGGAACACAGGUGUUGCUCUGCAAUCCCAUCUGUGUGGUGGGCUACGCACUGGCGUCCUGGCGCUUCUUCAGGGAGCGGAUUGAGGAGGAGGAGAUCACACUCAUUCACUUCUUUGGAGAAGAGUACCUGGAGUACAAAAGGAAGGUGCCAUCGGGUCUCCCUUUUAUUAAAGGAGUCAAAUUGGAACUGUAACAUGGGCGAAAACCAGACUGGAUGAGCAGACACACAGCUCCUGCUGCGCCCAGUGCCUGUGUGGCAUUGGCAUCAGGAGGUGUCUGUUGGUAUUUCCUGGCCACCCAGGAGGAGCUGGUGGAGGGCUGUGGCGUUGGGCAGCCUCUGGGCCGCUUGCAGAUCAGAAGCUCAUUCCUCCUCCUUGAGAUCAGUCCUUCAUCGCACAUUCAGGGAUCUUCCAGAUAACUUAGCCUGUGGUGACACUAAAGAGAAUGAAUGCUACCUGCAGCAGCGGAAUCGUCUUGGAACGCCUCUGGAACUGAUUCUACCAGAAAACAGCACUGCCCUCCUGGCUCUGUGCGGGGAAGGCACUGGGCAGCAGAUUGUUCCUGUUGCGUAAUUCGAUUUUAAAGCUUUCUGACCUCGUGAGCCCAGUGACACGGCUUUAAUCUCCUCGGGCCAAACUCCUUGAGCUGGCGCUGGGGCAGCUGUGGGAGCAGCCUCUGGCUCUGCCUGCCCUCGGAGUGCCAGAGUGCUGGCAGCACGGCACCACUCAGUUCUCUCUAGGCCUUGGGGUCUGCAGGGAGGGUUCUGCUUCUCCCUUUGUGCUGCUGGAUCUGAACACCUCUGGGUUCACUCCUCCUCCCUUGGAUGCUGCUGCGGAUGCAGUGUCACUGCUCCAGCCGCUGCCUCCCGCUGCCACCUCUGUUCCUUCUUCCUGCUUCCAAAUCGCGCUGCUUCCUAUCCUGCCGGGCUGCCUCCGUCUUGCGGAGAUCCCAGGAUUUUGGGUUGUGAAAAAACCACAGCUGCCAGGCUUGCUAAGGGCUUUAGUCCCUGAGAUUCUCCCCUGCUCUUUUGGGCAAAAGCUGUGAUGUCAGGGCAAGUAGGAGAUGCUUCUAGGGAAAUCUCCAACCAGGAGAAGAGUUGGGCUAGCUAAUGCUCUUUUAUAGUAACCAUUUGGAAAUGGUUCCCACUGAGCUGUGUGGUAUAAUUUUGUUGUUAUAUACCAAAGAGGUUCAUUGUUUUCCUGAGUUCUACAUUAUUCUUCCUUACUGGAAUGGAAAUGACUUGCUUUUCAGUUCAUGCUUGGAGCUUGUGGUGUUCCAUGGCGAAGGUGCUGUGGUACGGCUCAGGAAGGGGCACUUGGUGAAAAUGGCUUGGGUUUGGGUUUAGGUUUUCUUUUUUUAUUAAAAAAAAAAAGAGAGAAAACAUUGCCAACUUCUGUCUGGUUAUUUGAA